This is a messenger RNA of Zingiber officinale, 393 nucleotides long. Its product is annotated as 18.6 kDa class III heat shock protein-like. The record is from RefSeq and is a predicted model, not a curated record. Gene Ontology annotation, biological process: protein folding; protein complex oligomerization; response to heat. The transcript has a single exon. The coding region runs from base 1 to 393 and encodes 130 amino acids. NCBI's taxonomy places the organism in Eukaryota, Viridiplantae, Streptophyta, Magnoliopsida, Zingiberales, Zingiberaceae.
AUGAGCCUCGCCGCCGACAUGGGUCCCUUCUUCGACUCCGCUGUCCACAGCCUCCUCCACCUCCCUGAGACCCUGGAGAAGAUCUCCUCCUUACCUCCUUCAGCGCGGCGGCACGACGACGAUGACAAGGAGAGGAGCCAUGAAAGCAUUCCCGCCGUCGACAUUCUCGAGACCGCCAAGGAGCACACUUUCAUCGUGGACGUGCCCGGCCUAUCCAAGGCCAACGUCCAGGUGACGCUAGAGGAGGGCGGUAAGUCACUGGUGAUCCGGGGCAGCGGCAAGAGGAAGAGAGACGAAGAGGAGGGAUGUCGGUACCUCCGAUUGGAGAGGCGAGGUCCCACCAAGUUCUGUCGGAGAUUUCAUAUGCAAGGAAAGAGAUGUUCAUAUGCGUAA